AUGUUAAACGCAAUCGUAUACUUUCGUAUAUCAUCACCUCCACCAACGAUGCCUAAUUCUACAAAGGUUAAAGAAGGUAAUGAUAAAACAUCUGAAGCUAUUAAAUCAUUUAAGAAAAGUAUUGUAACAAGACACGGUGGACUACCUGCACAUAGCUUUAUUCGUCGGAAAUUAUUACUUCUCCUAUUUAAACAAAUAUAUCCGGGAUCCAUUGAAUUUGGUAGUGACGACUUUAUUGAUAGUGACAUUGAUCGAAGAAUAGGAAACUUGAAACAAAGUGAUAGAAAUCAAAAUAUAUGUUCGAGUGACGAUGUUUAUUAUGAAUGUUUAAUACGAGCAAAUUUCGAUGAAGCACGUGCACUUGAAAUGCUUCGUUCCAAUCGACCAAAUCUAAAACCACCUCCGCAACCAGUUAUUUCACGAGAACCAACUACAACAACUAUUGAAAAUAGUUUACAUGAUAUAGACAAACAUUGGGCGUCCAUAAAUGAAAAUAUAGAUGAAAAUGGUGCUGCUCAAAUGCUUUUACAUGAAGGCGAUGAAUGGAAAAAUGCUACACAUCUUGUAACCGCUAUUAUCCAACUUCGACAACAACACAAUGAUCAAGAAAUCAACGAACUUAUUCUUUCUAAAAUGUUUCGAUUGAUCUAUAGUGAAUUAUCAUAUAUUAUCCGUAAUCUAUCAACAUUAAAAGUUGAAUUACUUGCAUAUGCUUUAUGCAAAGUAUCGUCUGAAACUCUUCAACAUCUUACUAUGGUAGAUAUUCGAGAUAUUAUAAAAUCAUGUGAUAACACACAUAUUCGUGAAGAUUUUCAAGAUAAUGCUAUUAAAUCAUUGUCACUCGAAUGUAUUGUAUGUGGUGAUACUUUUCCGCGUAGUCGAAUGGAAUCGAUGUUUUUAUGUGAUCAUAUAUGUUGUUUAUCUUGCACUAAGCAGUAUUAUCGAAUCACUAUUAAAGAAAUUACAGAUCGUCAAGCAUUAAAUAGAUUAACUUGUGUUCUAGAAGCACAUCCACUUGCAGAAGAUAAUACUAAAUUUUUUUUUCAAUUCUUAGGAACAAAACUUAAUCAAUGGUUUACCGAUGAACGAUUGAUUCUUGAUGCAUAUCAUGAAAAUCUAUUUUUAGCAACUCGAGAUUCACAAAUUAAAAAAUGUGGUAAUCAAAGAUGUGUAGGAUUUUUUGAUAUUAAUCAUAAUAAUCGAAUUGUACUCGCUCAAUGUCCUCAUUGUCGAUUUGAUCAAUGUCAACAAUGUUGUCGAAAAUGGUUUCCUGAACACACUGGAUUGACUUGUGAACAAUAUGCUGAUUGGUUAAGAGAAAAUGAUCCUGAUGAUCCAGAAGUACAACUUACAAAGUAUUUGAAUACAGCCGGCAUGAUAUGUCCAAAUGAACAAUGCAAAGCUAUCUAUGAAUAUCAAGCCGGUGGAUGUGAACAUUUUACAUGUCGUGAAUGUCAUACAGAAUUUUGUCGAAUAUGUUCAGCAUUAUUUCACAAUCCCAAAAAUAAAUCAACUCAUGACAUAGAUGUUGCAGAAGAACUUGCGCAAAAACCAGUAGCAACUGGUCUCGUAUGUCCAGUUGAAGAUUGUAAAAAUGCACCAUCAAUUGCAUGUGAAAAUCGAUUUUGCGAACCAUGUUAUAAACAAUUUUUAUGCUUAUUCAUCUGGCGUAACGAAAUAGAACCAUGGGAAUUAUAUGAAGAUAAUAAUUUAAUUCAAAAACUUACUAGUGCAUCAAUAGCUGUACCAGCAAAUACAACACGGGCAGAUUUAAUUAAGUUGGCUCAACAACAUUUAACUCAAUUUUUAGGAAUACCGAAAAGGAUACCAAGAGUACGACAGUAA
Adineta steineri is the source of this 1845-nucleotide messenger RNA. The record is from the annotation of a GenBank genome assembly. NCBI's taxonomy places the organism in Eukaryota, Metazoa, Rotifera, Eurotatoria, Adinetida, Adinetidae.